Molecule: messenger RNA, 5947 nt
Organism: Neopsephotus bourkii (Bourke's parrot)
Lineage: Eukaryota; Metazoa; Chordata; Aves; Psittaciformes; Psittacidae
Gene: GLYCTK
Product: glycerate kinase
Exons: 5
Coding region: 1900-3597 (565 amino acids)
Biological process (GO): protein phosphorylation
Cellular component (GO): cytoplasm
Molecular function (GO): glycerate kinase activity
Source: RefSeq, a predicted model, not a curated record
UUUCUCCAUGUGCAAUACAGAGCAGCUAACAUAAAUUCUAGACUCACUAUCCUGGAGGUAGCUCAAGAGCUGCCAUUAGGAUUAUCUUUCUUUCCAAGGCUGCCUGUGCUUUGGUGUGGGGUGAUGUUCAGUUCUCUUGAUUUUGGUUUUUGAAGCCCUAGGGAAAUGACUAGUUUUAAUUUUUGUUAAUAUCUGCAGUGGAUUUCAUAGCACUGAUUUAUAGCUGGUCCCUGAUGAUGUUUAGUACCCAGUGCCUGAGACUGUAUAAAUAAAUUACAUAAAAAUGGAUUUGUGGCAUCAUUAGCAGCACCCCCAUUCCAAGGAGAGCCUCCAGUGAGCCUGCAUGUCUAAUCAGAGCUGACAAGGAGCAGUUACACACUGAGACCUCCAAAGCUAAUGGGCCUGUACCAGAUUCAGCUCCCUGUUGUGUUGGUGUAAAGUCGGAUAACUUCUGACUGCAGGGGGGUUUUACACCAGAUUUCCUCUAUGUUUACACCUGUGCACUGAGAUCAGCAUCAGGCAGCAUGCUGUAAAAUCCUUAGGAGCAAUAGAAAGACUCAUGCUGACUUCAACAGGCUCUGGAUCGGGCCUUGAUGGUUAAAAUAUAAUCUGAGUUCAGAGUGCAGAAAAGAAAUUACAUGCCUGCUAUUGUAGUGAAACGCUUUCCAGAGCAAGCAUUAGCAGUAUGCACACGAGUGCCAGAUGAAUUAAACUGGCUUUUCUCUUUCUCAGCUCCAGUAGGGGAAGACUGCUUUUAAACAACUCACGCCUGCUGUGUCGUGUCUGGAGUCGGAGCUGAGCGGAGCCGCCGGCAGGGCAUGUGUGACAGGAGCAGCAGUUGCAGUGCUAUGAGAGUAUUAGGACAAAGAGACCUCUGGACUCGUGAGCUCUCUCAGAAGAAGCCAGCCACUGGCCUUGCACUGAAACACAUCCAUUUACUAGAGGGAAGAUUAACUCUCUCAGGUAAUUCGAACAGGUCUGUGAUCCCGUGUGUUGCUAGGCUGCUUCAGCCUCCUGGCACCCUGUCUUAAUUGCCAGCACCAUAAUUACCAUGAGCAGAGGAGACGCAGAUCACAAGGAUCUUUGAUCCUGAGAAAGCAGCACUGAACUUGCUGCCAGUUAACAGAAAGAAAGAGAAAUGCUGGGAGGGAAUAGAUGCAUGUGUGCUGGCAGGGGCUGCCUUUCCUCUGUCAAGACAAGUGCCUGCCCUCGGGCAGUUGAGAUGUUUCUGUCCACAUGCAGAUCUGUUGCAUAUAAUGCUAAUAGUCAGUGGAGACUAGCUCAAAUGGACUUUUGCAGACACGGCUGGCAACUUUGCCUGAUCUGAGGCCUUACUUGGGCUUUAAAUGUGAUUUUAAUGGAUAAUAAAGGACUACAAAGUAAAGGCAAAUGAAGCCUUGUGUUAAUUUGCUGGACAGUUGGGAAACCUCAUUACUUGUUUCUCUGUGGCCACCAGCAGAAAGGGAUCAGGCAGCCAGCAAGCCUGUUGUUUCUCUCAAGUCCAUGCCUGAUGCUGCAGAGACACAUGGGGCGAUGUGCAGCCAGAGAAUGACAUCAGCAUUUGGCUGGCAUGAGCAGGGAGUUAACGUAGCGAGAAGCCGUUCCACCCAGAUGCACUGCUCUCUCCAGGACAGAGAGCAUCUUCCACAGUUUGGAAAGGCAUCAAACACUGAACGAAAUGAUGGCUUGCCAGUGGCAAAUGUACAGUGAUGGAGAAGCUGGCUGGCAGGACUCACCUUCCCUGUGGGAGGUGAUGGGAUUGCAGGGAGCCACAAGCUGACAAGUAGUUUGAAUGUGACACUGCCUUUGCCUCCCACCUGACUGAAGAGAGGUUUGAAAGUGCUGUUGAUAUAGCACCUUAACCUAGAAGAGAAAACAGGAGCUAGAGCUCCAGGGUUGAUGUUUUGCCCUCCCUGCUCUCUCUGUGUCAGCCCUGGCUCUUCUGCUGGCAAAACUGUUCGCAUUCUCUUGCAGGUUGGAGGGUGUCAGCGGCCCCAGCUCUUAAAGCCUUGCCAGAACUGGCAGAAUGUGUCCAAGCCCCCCUCACUGAGCAGAUUGACUCACCCUGGCCACCUGUGCACCAUGUCCCUCCGUGAGCACGCACUGACCCUCUUCUGCAGUGCACUGGGCACUGUCCGGCCGGCUCCGAUGCUGAAGAGGGCUCUGAAGCUCCAGAAGGAUGGGUGCCCUCAGCUGCUGGUGAAGGGCAGGGCCUUCCCAGUGAAGAGGAACCUGUACCUGGUGGGUUUUGGCAAAGCUGUGUUGGGGAUGGCUGCGGCAGCAGAAGAGAUCCUGGGAGACCACCUCGUUCGGGGGAUCAUCAAUGUGCCACUGGGCAUCCAGGAGAGCCUGCAGCGAGCAGGAAUGCAGGAGAUGCUGCUGAAGCCACACAGCAAAAUCCAGGUCAUCGAAGGUGCCAAGAACAACCUCCCAGACGCAGAGGCUCUGAAGGGAGCACUUGCCAUCCAGGAACUGGCAGAGGGUCUGACUGAGGAUGACUUGCUCCUUGUGCUCAUCUCAGGGGGUGGAUCAGCCCUACUGCCUGCUCCCAUCCCUCCCAUCCUCCUCAAAGAGAAAGAGAAACUCACAAAGAUGCUGGCUUCCCGAGGAGCUGCCAUACAGGAGCUCAACGUUGUCCGGAAGACUCUGUCCUUGCUGAAGGGUGGAGGACUGGCCCGGCUCUCAUAUCCUGCACAGGUGGUGAGCCUCAUCCUUUCUGAUGUGAUUGGUGACCCCCUGGACAUCAUAGCAAGCGGCCCCACUGCUGCCAGCUCCCACACUGUCCAAGACUGCCUUCAGAUACUCACCAAAUACAACCUGCUGCACAGUCUGCCCAAGUCGGUGGAAACGGUCCUGUCCAGCUCUCCCACCAAGCCCACUGCUCCAGAAGACUUCUCCCACGUUUGCAACAUCAUCAUCGGGUCAAACAGGCUGGCUCUGGAGGAGGCCAAACGCCAAGCUGAGGGCCUGGGCUACACCACGCUGGUUCUGAGCGCAGCAGUCUGUGGGGACGUUGGCCGCGUUGCCACGCUGUACUGCCAGCUCAUCCGGCUGCUCUGCCUGGGCUUUGCUGGCCUCGGAGAAGGGCCCCAGAGUGAUGAGGUGAGGCGGGAUCUCCUGCAGCUGGUGGCAGAGCUACAGAUCCCAGGCUUGAACCUUGCUGAAUUCCUACAGGCCCUGCGAGGAUUGGGGUCUAAAACAGCAGUGUGCAUCCUGGCUGGCGGAGAAACCACAGUCCAGCUCCGAGGAACCGGCAAGGGAGGGAGGAACCAGGAGCUGGUCCUGCGCGUGGGGCUGGGGCUGCACAAGGCACAGGCCAUGGGAGCCAGCAGCUCCCCAGGGAGGUGUGAGAUCUUCUUCCUCAGCGGUGGGACGGACGGGCAGGAUGGGCCCACGGAGGCAGCCGGAGCUUUCUGCAGCCCAGAGCUGGUGACUGAGGCACUGCAGGAGGGCCUCGAUGUGGAGGCUUUCCUUAGCAGCAACAACUCCUAUGCCUUCUUCAGCCAGUUCCAAGGUGGACAUCACCUCCUGGUGACAGGAUUGACAGGCACCAAUGUCAUGGACAUCCAGGCCAUUUUAAUUAGAGCCAUGGAAUGAGGUCCCUCUGCAGCUAUCCAGAUGCAUUUAAUUAGGACCGGGGGUAAAGGAGGGCAUCAACACUGCAGACAAAUGUAAACUACUUAAAUUAGGGCUUGCUUUUGAGGGUUCUACUGUCUUUGACAGAAAUAGUCCACUAAUUAGACACAGGAGUGGACGUCCACAGCAAAAGCAAGCACUUGUAAUUAGAAUCAGAGGGAGAUAAGAGGUCACAUUACAGACGUAGAGGCCAGAUUUAACACUGCUGCUGAGAGCCACCACACUUGUGACUGCUUCAACUGUAGUUAAAUGAUGUGAGGAAAUGAAGGCCAUGGUAGGGCUGCCAGGGAGAGCCCUCACAGCGGCUGCUGCACCUCAAGAGCAGCUCAGCAGCGGGCUUAUGCAGUUUCACAGAAGUGCAUUACAGAGACCAAAAGAAGUAAAAGCAAUGGCAAAGCCUGCCCAGCUCAAGGCAAGGAGGUGCUGGGGGAACAUGGUGGGAAGGGGACACCCAGCACCCGCUCCAGUGCACUGCAGCUCCUCCCACACCAGCAUACCUCAACAGAGACCUCAAGCCCAGCGUGAUGCACACCAGUGUAGCUAAGGGGCACAUGGGCAGAGAUGUGCUUGGUACUGGACACAUGACACAAGCAGUGCACAGGACAGUGACAGAGGGCGGUGUACCUUCACUGUGCAGCAUAAGGAUGGGGAUGGCUGAUCUGCAGCAGCAAGCCAGCUGAGUGGGGUCCUCCUCUUCCAGCCUCCUUCCCUCUGCAGGAACAUCAUCCCUGCUGAUCCCUGGAGGGGGAGUCUCCGUGCCAGCAGCGUGCGUGCUGUGAGCUUCUACAGUGUUGUUUUCCAGUUGCCUAGAAAACAGUGAUGCACCAGUCUGAGCCACUGACCUUCCUCCUGUGCCGAGGCAGAAGUCGCUGUCACUCUGGUUAACUCUGCUAAUUCCACAGAACAAAAGGCAAGGAAACCUUCAUGCUCGGCUCUCCUGACCCAUGCUGCUGAGCUGAUCAAAGGGCAAAGCUGCUGGAGCUGUGCUCUGACAGGGAGCCGCUCCCCCGCAUGUAUGAGGAUGAGGUGUUUAUCACAGUUUCAUCACCUACUGCAGCACAUAUGUGGGAGAGCAGAGAUGAGCUGGGUUUCCCAGGACAUGGAGCCUACAGUGGGAUGGGAUUUCAGAAGGGUUCUGCCUGCAGCAACAGGCACGGUGAUGGUUUUGGCUGGAUAUUCAAAGGACUUCAACCCAGCAGCCAGUAUGACCCAACAUGUCCAAUUGAAUGUCUGCCUGAUUGUUACAGAGCCUAAGUAGAAGCUGAGCUCCUUUGAAAAUCCAGCCCUAAUUUAAUAGGACACGCUUGACUCAGACUCUUUCCAGACUGAUCUCAUCUCGUGACAUAAAAACACUGUCGCGCCAACACCAUGAGUCGUGGUGUCUCACUGCAGUCAUUCUGCACCCUGCUCCAAGCUGGGUCGGAGGGUGGAUUUGAGAAGGAUGCAACACCUCCUGCUUUGGUUUUGAAGCCAAUCUCUAACAAGCAGGGAUAUCAGCAGGACCAUCAUGGGGCCUGGUAUCAAUGCCAGGCUGGCAGCUGGACUGUCUGGGCCACAGCCCAGGGGCAGUGUGAAGGCACAGGCCUGGAGAUUUCAAAGCCCUGGUUUUAUCCCGGUGGGUUAAACCCAUCCACACAUCCCAUUUGUCCUGUGAGUCUGAAGGGCUUCUGUAACAUGCCUGAACUUGCUCAUGCUGGCAAACAGCUUUGAGAUCUGCUGGGGAAAACCUGCCAAGUGUUAUAGAGCUCACAGUGCCCCUGCGAUGUCAGGUGGUGGUUGCACAGGAGAAGCUGCUUUGUGCUGUGUGUUUUAGUGCAGAGGUUGCUGGCAGGUCACCUCCUCCAUGCCCAGCAUGCCAGCACUGUGGGGCACUAACAUGUGCACUGAUACAGCAAAAAAUACAGGCUGCAGCCAGGAUAACAGGCUGAAGCUGGCUCCAAAAUACUGUUAAUGCUUCCUGUGCAGUUCUGCUCCAGUGAAGUCCAGUGUGACUCCAGUUUCGGGCUGGCAUGCCUGGCACGAGGGUCACUGGCAUCUCCAGCAAGCCUCGGUACACUGUCACAGGGGCACCAUACCCUGUGCUCUGCACCCUGCCUCAUUGCUGAGCACUGUGCUAGUCCUUGGAGCUGCUGCUUGUGCUGCAUCUCUUGUCAAGUCCAUAAGACCUUGGGCUCCAAUUUGCUGGCUUCUCCUGGGAAAUGCCUACCACAUGUAUCCUGUCCUUCCCUUCAGAAGAGUGGCUUUUCACUGGUGAUUAAAAAGAGUUUGUGCUGAGGAGGACAGAAGGCUAAUAAAAGGUUUGUUGAAAGGA